This is a messenger RNA of Zingiber officinale, 2178 nucleotides long. Its product is annotated as subtilisin-like protease. The transcript has a single exon. The record is from RefSeq and is a predicted model, not a curated record. Lineage: Eukaryota; Viridiplantae; Streptophyta; Magnoliopsida; Zingiberales; Zingiberaceae. Gene Ontology annotation, molecular function: serine-type endopeptidase activity. Bases 1 to 2178 code for a protein of 725 amino acids. Gene Ontology annotation, biological process: proteolysis.
AUGGAUCUUGCGCCAUGGGUGCUCUUUCUAUUCUUCACCUUCUUCUCGAAUCUCUGCGUCGCCUCUCCUUCUUCUAUGAGCCGUUACGUUAUUCAAGUGGAAGAUCCGGUUGAGCCGCUGACGAAAGGGAGCCUGAGGAGGUGGCACGAAUCUUUCCUGCCGCCAUCCGUCAAGGCGUCUGGCGUCGAUCGGCGGCUGCUACACUCCUAUAGCGACGUCUUCAACGGGUUCGCCGCCAUGCUGACAGAGGAAGAGCUGCAGGCGAUGGGGAAGAAGAAUGGCUUCAUACGUGCGUUCCCCGACCGAGUGCUGCGCUUAAUGACCACCCACACUCCGGAUUUCCUCGGGCUCAAGGUCGGGAGCAAGGGGCUGUGGAAUGAUUCGAAGCUCGGGAGAGGAGUCAUCAUCGGAGUUCUCGACAGCGGCGUGACGCCUGGCCACCCUUCCUAUGAUGAUGAGGGUGUCCCGCCUCCGCCCUCGACGUGGAAGGGCUCGUGCGAGCUCGAGACCGGUUGCAACAACAAGCUCAUCGGAGCCAGGUCAAUGAUCGCUGGUGGGAGUCCUCCCAUAGACGAGGUUGGCCAUGGGACCCACACUUCCGCCACCGCCGCUGGUAACUUCGUCCAAAAUGCGAGCUUCUUCGGCUUCGCCAAAGGCACGGCCGCUGGAAUUGCCCCUCGGGCUCACCUCGCCAUCUACCAGGUCUGCGGCAGCGACGGCAGUUGCAAUUCCGCCGAUAUCCUUGCCGGGUUGGAUGCAGCUAUCAAGGAUGGAGUCGACAUCCUCUCUCUCUCGCUCGGCGGCCGUUCCAAGCCUCUCGAUCAAGAUCUCGUCGCCAUCGGUUCGUUCGCGGCGGCCAGGAAGGGCAUCUUCGUCAGUUGCGCUGGCGGCAAUGAUGGACCUAACUACUACACCGUCACCAACGCGGCACCGUGGAUGCUCACCGUGGCGGCCAGUAGCGUCGAUAGAAGUUUCAGGGCCUCCGUGAAGCUCCCUAGUGGAAAGGUGAUCCCCGGAGAGUCUCUCGACCAACCGAGCGACUUCCCUGAAAGCUCUCUUCCCUUGUACUACUCCACCGAAUCGCCGUCCUGCGACAUGGAUCCUCCCGAUGAUAGCCACAGGGGCAGCGUCUGGGUAUGCGAGGUUGAACGCGGUAGUCUUGUACGUGUGGCGGCAUUUGCUAAGUCCCACGGCGCCAGGGCGUUGAUCUCCAUUUCCUCGAAGAUAGAGGGCGCCACCAUCUCGAUUAGGAAGAUGGACUUUCCCGGAGUAGUGCUCACCAUCCAAGAAGGAUCCGACCUCAUAUCGUAUUUGAACUCUGUUUCCAACCCCUCCGCAUCUAUCGUUUUCGAUGGGACAGUUCUCGGCGUAUCCCCCGCCCCCGUCGUGGCUUUCUUCUCCUCCCGGGGGCCGUCUCAAGCAACGCCGGGAAUUCUCAAGCCAGACAUCUCCGGCCCUGGCCUUAACAUCUUCGCGGCCUAUAUUCAUUCCAGUGACACUCCAGACCAGUACAAGAUCAUAUCCGGCACGUCCAUGGCGACGCCUCACCUCAGCGGUGUUGCUGCGCUCUUAAAGGCCGUACAUCCUACUUGGUCGCCGGCAGUUGUCAGGUCGGCGAUCAUCACCACGGCAGACGCCGACGUCUCUGACGAGUUACUUGAGCCGGCACUUAAUUUUGCCAAGGGCGCAGGACACGUCAAUCCUAACAAAGCUGCCGAUCCCGGUCUUAUUUACGACAUCACUGAUGAUGGCUACAUCUCCUACAUCUGUGGUAAAUUCGGCGAAGAAGGCGCUAGAAAUAUAGUGCGCGGAGUCGUGGACUGCUCGAAGAGCAUGACGGAAGAGGAACUCAACUACCCGUCGAUUCUGCUGGCCCCCAAAGGCAGGGCGGAGGCCAAAGUGACCCGGACGGUCACGAAUGUCGGAUCAGCAAGAUCGAGCUACACGGUGUCGGUGACCAUAUCGGAGACUGCUGUGUCAGCUACUGUCACCCCCAAGACAUUGACGUUCACCGAGCUGAACGAGCAGAAGUCGUUCACCGUGAGCGCGGAAUGGGGCGCCGGCGGACCUCCCACUUCUGGCAAUCAAUUCGUGGAGGGAAAGUUGACUUGGACCUCGGAUGAUGAUAAAUAUGUGGUGACCAGUCCAUUAGUUGUCUCUGCCUUAGGAGUGAUGUAG